Messenger RNA from Fusarium oxysporum Fo47, 660 nucleotides. RefSeq lists its product as uncharacterized. The coding region runs from base 1 to 660 and encodes 219 amino acids. The transcript is spliced from 3 exons. NCBI's taxonomy places the organism in Eukaryota, Fungi, Ascomycota, Sordariomycetes, Hypocreales, Nectriaceae. The record is from RefSeq and is a predicted model, not a curated record.
AUGACCCAAUUUUCGUCCUUUUUGGAGAUGGCGACUACAAGGAGGCAGAGCAAUGCAGAAAGAGAAAAAUGGAGGACUAAAUGCUGCGAGGCGUUAUGCAGUCACAUAAAUUCAAGGUUAAGUCUUAGCCUUGAGCCAUCCCAAGUCAGGCUGCUACCUGUUCGAGAAGAUCCAUAUCGUUGGUCUAUCGUCCCUGGUAAGGAGUACCUGUUUGAAAAGAACCUCAGCGACCAGUCCACCAAGAUAUAUAAAGAUCUUUAUCAGGGGAUCAACAAGGACUUCAAAGCCACGAAACCGCCUCCAUCACUAUUAGACAAGCUGCCGCAAAGAGACAAUGCUAGCACACCUCAUCAAACAACUAUCCGAGUCACAUCACAGAUCAAUGAAUUGCAGGUGCAGAAGGAUUAUGCCCUUCAGAGAAUAAAACUACUAGAAAGUCAGCUCCAGGAGGAGUUAAAACGCAGGGUAGGUCUGGAAGAGAAGCUCCAGGUAGCACAUGAAAGACAACAGUGCUUAAUGAGAGAGCUGCAAAAGGCAGAAAGACGAGAAACAUACUUUCGGAAUGCAGCACUUGACUAUUCCCAGGAGAUAGCGAAGGUUGCACCGGCUUUAAGGAAGUUAACUGAGAAGACGUAUUUCACAGACGAUGGAUUUAUUUGA